This is a messenger RNA of Trichomonas vaginalis G3, 675 nucleotides long. Its product is annotated as protein kinase protein. The transcript has a single exon. Bases 1 to 675 code for a protein of 224 amino acids. The record is from RefSeq and is a predicted model, not a curated record. Lineage: Eukaryota; Parabasalia; Trichomonadida; Trichomonadidae.
AUGUCUGAUCAAGACGUUCAUCCAAGCAAAUAUGGGGAAAUGCGAAGUAAGUUCAAAUACUACAUUGAUUUAUAUAAUGCAUUGUAUCAGCUUAAAACUGAAAAAGAAGAAGAACUCAACAAUAUUUACAAAAAGAUCCAAACAGAAUUGAUCGAUUCAAAUCAACUCCCAGCAGAAAAUAUUAUCAGCGAUAUUUUGAAUAUCAUUCCGUAUAAUAAUCGCUAUACAAAGUCAUAUUUAUCUCUUGCGAAAUUCAUAUGUGAUGAUUAUCAUAUCCAAGAGGUCAAAAAUGUUAAUCGUGUUUCAAACUUCUUGUUUUAUAAAGAAUAUGGAAUUAAAUUAGACAAAUCUGCCAAUUUUAAAGCAAUUAACUCAGAAAAUCUGGAUGUUCUUACAGAAGAUACAAUUUACAGAGCAAUUAUGUAUAAUGACAUAGAAAGAUUCAUUGCAUUCACCGAAAGAGAAGGUUUUCAUCUAAGUAAAAAUCUUAAAAGCGAUUUAUAUAUAAAUAAUAACAGUGGAUAUUCAUUACUUGAAUUAUGCUGUUACUAUGGAGCUGUUGACUGUUUCAAAUACUUAAGAACGAAAUUUUUCCUCAGAUGCAACAUUUUACUCAGAAAUGACUCAAGGAUGUCUUCCGCUUUCAUUUUUAGGAGGAAAUCAAGAGAUCAUUAG